AUGGACAACAAUAACAACAAUAACAAAUCCCCAGAGCUGGUCAUUUCAGUACCACACAACAACUUCAAUCUCAGCAACAUCGAUUUAAAGCGGCUCGACUCGUUAGACAAAGCUUUCGAAGGUGACCGACAACACAAACCCACCACCAAACCAUUGAUUCAAAGGGUUCCAUCGACCCUCGGCAUCCCCGAUGAUUUCACCAAGUAUUUCAAGCCGAGGGUCAUCUCGAUCGGACCCAUCCACCACGGUGAUCCCUCUCUAGAUGACUCCGAGCAGCUCAAGCUUCGAUUAGCGGCUCAUUUCGUGAGGAACAUCGGGGUCGAAGAGGAGAUGCUGUACAACGCGAUCAAGACGGAGAUCGGUAGCCUGAAGGAAUGCUACGAUCAGAAGUUAUUGGAGCCAUAUGAUGAUGAGAAGCUGGCCUGGAUGAUGUUCCUCGACGGAUGUGCGAUCUUACAAGCCAUUUUACAAGGGUCCUAUUGUUAUGAUCAAAGUGGUUCUUCGAGUACUAAAAUGAUCAUUAAACAUGACUUGCUUACGUUCUUGUACUUGGAUAUGUUCUUGUUGGAAAACCAGUUGCCUUAUCGUGUUCUUGAGUUGUUGAUCACAAGCUCGAGCAGCAGCAAGAAGGGUUUGUCCAUGAAAAUGAUCGAAUGGUUCGUCGAAGAAAUCGUUAUUUUCCCGGCAGAGAUAGAACAAGAAACACCAUUAAAGCAGAAAGGAGAGCCGGUUCAUCUCUUGGAUCAUCUGAGAAAAAGAUUGAUUCUCAAGGAGGAAAAGAAGACAACCCUUUUGGAGAAAUUAGGGUUCAUGUGCCAAUGUCAUUUGUUUAGCAUCUCCAAACACAGAACAAAAGUGGACUAUCAUUAUCCAUGGUACCGUAAAGCGCAGGAGCUUCGAAACGCGGGGAUUUGGUUCCAAGAAAGCGAAACCCCUCGGCUCACCGACGUUGGUUUCAGCCGGAGACUCUUCAUGGGAAAACUAUGGCUACCACGGAUCAUGGUGGACGACUCGACGGGGACUAGGUUCAUGAACUUGAUAGCCUACGAAAUGUGCCCGGAUUUCGAAAACGACUUCACCGUCACAUCCUACAUCUGUUUCCUCGACGAGCUCAUCGACGACGCCGGCGACGUUAAACUGUUGAGAAACGAUGGGGUGCUCCACAAUGUGCUAGGCAGUGAUGAAGAAGUGGCUAAGCUUUUCAACACCAUGAGCACCGUGUUGGUUCCGAGCCCGGAGAUUUACCUCGACGUGAAGCUGCAGAUUGAGGAUCAUUGCCGGAGAAAGUGGAUCAGACAUGCAGCUCAAGCUUAUCUGACCUAUUUUAGUAGCCCUUGGACGUUUAUAGCAUUUAUGGGUGCCAAUGCUGCACUUCUCAUGAGUGCCAUUCAGACUUAUUACGCCAUUAUUUCAGCAAAGUAA
Molecule: messenger RNA, 1422 nt
Organism: Hibiscus syriacus
Lineage: Eukaryota; Viridiplantae; Streptophyta; Magnoliopsida; Malvales; Malvaceae
Product: UPF0481 protein At3g47200-like
Exons: 1
Coding region: 1-1422 (473 amino acids)
Source: RefSeq, a predicted model, not a curated record